CGUCUAUAAGUUGAAUGUCGUAAAAUUACCGGAAGUGAUGAAUGUAAACACAGUCGUGGCUUAUUUCGAUUUGGUGGAACAUACAACUGUUGAAUCAACACAACACGACACUUUCCAGCGACCCACUGCCUGGAGGCAAAUAGGAGGAUGACUUAGAUUUGCCUUAAGUUUACAUUUUGUGUUAAUUUUGGGGAAAAUACUAAAGACUUAGGACACAUGGCAUCUGGCAGCAUCAUGGAAUGACUUUGGUGAGAAGGACAUACAACAAGGAUGCCGUUAGAACGCGGCGCGGCCAUCCAGCUAGGACUGCUGCUCCUAGCCGUGCCAGCCCAGUACUUUGUCUCCCAGUACUUCUCCGUGUCAGAGUCACAGAGAACUUUUGCCGUCAGGAAUUUACUCAACAAUGCUGUGGGUUUUAAAAAUAAGUACCUAUCAUGGAAGUCAUGGCAACAAUGGUGCAUGGACAUAAUUGGUGGUCUCCAUGAAAACAUCCCCCCCUACACUGGCCAGGACAAUGUGAAUGGGGAGUCGCCGGCGGUGGAGGUCCUCAAGUACAAGGACCCGCUGGGUUAUUUUGCAGGUGACCCAGAUCCAAGAAGUCCCCGAGCUCCUAAUGUACAAUUUCGUGUUGGACAGGUGGUACGACACAAGGUCUGGGGGUACAGAGGGGUGGUAAUAGGCUGGGACGCCACAGCCAGAGCUCCAGAAUCCUGGCUACAAGACAACCACGCAGCAGACAAAUCACAUUGGAGGAAAGUGCCAAACUUUGCCAUCCUGGUGGACACGAGAGACAGGAUGUCUCCUCAAAUGACAUAUGUACCCCAGGAAAACUUACAAGUUAUCACUAAUAUGAGGAUAAUGCACCCGAGUUUGGACCACUACUUUGAGAUGUAUGACGGAGCACAAUACAUUCCUCGUCCCUGGCUUAAGGCCGUCUAUCCACAUGACUGACUGAAUACCAAUAUUACUGCCCUCACUUACAACCCGUGUUUGUCACCAGAUGUAUAAAGGGCACAUGCAAUUUUAUUUUCUCAAUAUAUGUUAUGAAUAAAAUGAAUGAGUUUGUAUAAAUACAUUGGACUGUAAAUCAAGUUUUUGCAAAGCUAUAUAGUAACAUAUUUAAACAAAGUGGUUUAAAAUUUGGUGUAUCUUGUUUUGGUGUUUUAUCACCCCUAAGAAUGUGUGUACACACUAGUACUAUAAACAAUGCAUUGUGUGUAUGUGUGUGUGUUAUACAAUGUAUGUGUAUGAUAUACAAUGUAGGGUUUAUGCUUCAAAAUGUAUGGGUGCAUACUUAUCUAUAAUAUAUAUGCAUACUCAAUAUAGAUGUUUAUUAAACAGAUGCAUUCUCUAUUGUAUGGGUAUCACAAACAUUGUAAUGUAUGAACCAUAUCAUUGUAUGUGUAUUCUUUACAUUGUAUGUGUAUUCUUUACAUUGUAUAUGUACUCUGUAUAGUGUAUGUUUACCUUUUACAUUGUGUGUGGUAUGUGUAACAUUUAUAUUGUAUGUGUACUCCAUACAUUGGAUAUGUACUCCAUACAUUGUAUGCGUACUCCUGAACAUUGCAUGUGUACUCUGUACAUUGUGUGUGUACUCUGUACAUUGUUUGUGUACUCUGUACAUUAUUGUUAUACAUUGUAUAUGUACUCUGUACAUUGU
Mizuhopecten yessoensis (Yesso scallop) is the source of this 1660-nucleotide messenger RNA. RefSeq lists its product as uncharacterized. The coding region runs from base 271 to 951 and encodes 226 amino acids. The transcript has 7 exons. Gene Ontology annotation, molecular function: DNA binding. Lineage: Eukaryota; Metazoa; Mollusca; Bivalvia; Pectinida; Pectinidae. The record is from RefSeq and is a predicted model, not a curated record.